Schistocerca americana (American grasshopper) is the source of this 1266-nucleotide messenger RNA. RefSeq lists its product as uncharacterized. Lineage: Eukaryota; Metazoa; Arthropoda; Insecta; Orthoptera; Acrididae. Gene Ontology annotation, cellular component: nucleus; mitochondrial inner membrane. The coding region runs from base 1 to 1266 and encodes 421 amino acids. The transcript has 4 exons. Gene Ontology annotation, biological process: apoptotic DNA fragmentation. Gene Ontology annotation, molecular function: single-stranded DNA endonuclease activity; RNA endonuclease activity; metal ion binding. The record is from RefSeq and is a predicted model, not a curated record.
AUGUGGAGCCGGGGUCGUGACGUCCAGCUGUGUGCCCUUGUGGUGGUGGCGCUGGCCACCCUCCAGCAGGCAGAGGCGGCCGCAUUACCGCCCGCAGCAGGACGAGCUGGAGGCUGCUCGGUGGACAUUAACGACGAGUCAGCGUUCCCGGAUCCGCAGCCACUGUUCCUGCUGCCGGGCGGCAGCGCCGACGCGAAGGGCUUCUGGGAGCCGGAGGUGUCCAGCGAGCUGCUGACGCUGCAGCAGGGCGACCAACUCAACCUCGCCUGCACGGGCGCCGGCAACGUCCUCACUGUGCUGGGCGUCGCAGAGGCGACAGCGACGUGCGUGUCCGGCACGACAUUCUUGGUGGACGGGCGCAGCUACGCGCUGAGCGACCUGAAGUGCAGCUCCCUCCCAGACAGUUCGCAACGUGACACGCAGCAGACCUGUGGCGCCUCUGCCGGCGUCUACCCGCUACUGCAGAUCGGCUUCGAGCUAUCCACCGGUUUUGUCAAGCUCAUCGACAUCUGCUUCGAUGACACGCGACUGACGACGCUCUACGCGCAAGAGACCAUAGUGGCUGGCAUCGGUGGCUACCAAAGCGGCUUCCCUAGACCCAACUGGAUGCAAGGCGACUUCUUCGGCGACAUAGACGUAAACACGGCGUACACAAAGAACAAACAGCGCGAGACUAUUUCGGAGAUACUCGGUUCGAGCGAGCUGGGGGACCAGUACGUCGCGUCUGGCGACUACUACUUGUCUAGGGGCCACUUGUCUGCCAAGGCCGACUGGGUGUUCGGCUCGCAGCAGACCGCCACCUUCUGGUUCCUCAACGCGGCACCCCAGUGGCAGACCUUCAAUGGUGCCAACUGGGAAACGGUGGAGAGCAACGUACGCUACUACGCGCGCAAGAAAGGUGCCGACCUGACGGUAUACACUGGAACCUACGGCGUCGCCACGCUGCCCAACGUGGACGGCGUGGAGACAGAGCUGUACCUGGUGGCUGACACCAAGCAGAUCCCCGUGCCGAAGCUGUACUGGAAGUUGGUGCACGACGCAGCCAAUGACGCGGGCGUAGCUCUGAUCGGUAUAAACAAUCCGUAUGUGUCCGACCCCGGAGACGACUACUACCUGUGUCCCGACGUGUGCAGCAAACUCAGCUGGGUCACUUGGGACUCCAGCGACCAGACGAAAGGCUUCAGCUACUGCUGCGAAGUCAGCGAGUUCCAGAAGGUCGUCUCGGUGUUGCCAGAAAUCAGCGUCAGCUCACUGCCUACUCUCUAG